CUUCAUGAUCAUUUCGUCAGUUUGUCAAAGUUAGAAAGACCCAGUGAUACCUCAGACAUAUCAACAACAUGGCGACGGCAAACGUGACAUGGGAGCAGUAUACAACUCUUCAACAGAGUUUGGAUGACCUUAAAGUUAACCUGGAUCAGUUCUUCCUGGUAGUAAUGGGCAUGGUAGUUUACUUGAUGCAAUGUGGUUUUGCCUUCCUGGAAGCUGGUGCCGUACGGAGCAAGAACUCCACUAACAUAUUGAUCAAGAAUCUUAUGGACUCCUUUGUGGCCGGCAUAGCGUACUGGACAAUAGGGUAUCCCCUGGCGUAUGGUUCGGGCAACAGUUUUAUCGGCUUUUCCUACUGGGCAUCUGAUGGUCUGCCGGACACAGAGUACGCCAGUUUUUUCUUCCAGUACGUUUUCGCCGCCACAGCUGCCACCAUAGUGUCCGGCGCCAUGGCCGAGAGAUGCGAGUUCAUUGCCUACUUCGUCUACAGCUUCUUCAUAACAGCCGUUGUGUACCCUGUCGUCACUCACUGGGUGUGGACAUCUGAUGGUUGGUUGGCCGCCGGCGGAACAUAUGGAAACAUUACUGCCAGCUAUCAGGACUUCGCUGGCAGUGGUGUGGUACACAUUCUUGGGGGAACUGCUGCCUUUUGUGGGGCUGUCAUGCUUGGACCAAGACUUGGCCGAUUCCACCCCGACCAGCGAGGGCCGAUCGAUCUCCGAGGACAUUCAGUUCCUCUGGCCGCUCUUGGGGGAUUCAUAUUGUUGUUUGGUUUCCUGGCCUUCAAUGGGGGCUCUGCUCUAAUGAUCUCCGGUGAAGGUAGCGGCGCUAGCAUCAGUGUCUCUGUUGUCAACACCAUCAUCUCUGGUUCCAUGUCAGCUUUUGUCUCCCUCUUCAUCCACAAGACUGGGUACUUUGGGACACGCCACUGGAGCCUCCUUAGCACCAUGAAUGGCGCCCUCACAGGCAUGGUGGCAGCCUGCGCUGGGUGUAACGUCCUCUACCCUUGGGGGGCCCUCAUCGUCGGCUUCUUCGCCGGCAUCUCGUACAAAGUUUGGUCCAGUUUCAUGCACAGAUUGAAAGUCGACGAUCCUUUGGACGCGGUGGCAGUUCAUUUCGGUGGCGGUUUGUGGGGAGUCCUUUCUGUGGCGUUUCUGAAAAGAGAGGAGGGCAUACUCUUUGCCUGGGACAAGAAAUCAGGUUUGAUUUUGGCGUGGCAGAUUGUAGGCGUUGCCGCCAUUACUGCAUGGACAGCAAUACUGUGUCUCGUCAUGUUCGGCAUUCUCCGGCUGCUCGGUAAACUUCGGGUGGACGAGGCUUUGGAACGGAAAGGACUUGACAUCCCUAAGCACGGCGAGCCAGCGUACCCCAUGGAGUCGUACGGGCAUGGCUGGGUGGAGCGAAUCCUGAAGGUGCUGGAGGACGGUAGACUGUCGGAGAUAAAGCAAGUUGUUCCUGGUAUUGACAACGAGGGGUACAAAAAUGAUGAAAAUCAUUUAAUCGGCUUUGACUCCCCGGAAGUGGAGGUGAUGAAUAACAGCAGGAUCAAGACAACCAAACAUCCCCUCCCAACCAAAAACGGUGCUCCGCGUGAUCUCGUCACCACGCAGAUGUAGAUGGGGCUGCUUCAGUGACUUAGAUCCCUGCCCCGAACUGCACAUUUCAAGGUGGACAAGUUUUGCCCAGAUGGGCAGUGACUCGAUAUGGUCACAUCGAAGUCUCAAGGCUGAGGCAUCUACUUUAAAACGAACGUUCAAAAGCCGCAUGUUUGUUGACUAAGGCGGGGAAGGGGUUUCAAAAUUGUAUAUAGGAAGAACAUUCACGAUUCAGUGUAGAGAAUUCCACGUAUUGCAUACAUUUUAUGAUUUUGGAGAUAUUAAGACUGUGGCGUACUUCAAUGGGAAUUUAUAAGACAGAAUGGACAUACACUUGGUGACAGACCCGUAAUCCACGGAACAAUAAUCAGGAGAGUAAAUUCAUCUGUUUCCCACAUGUAACUCAAGUAAUUUUAAAUUUGGCACUGUAACAGUUAACAUUUUCAAAUAUAUAUACGUUUCACACUUUGCUAAGGAUCAAAUCGUGGAUUCAAGACAAUACUAUGAUGUGGGUUUAAAUUUGGUUAAAUAUCUAAGCUUAUUGUAAGCAUGGAUCCUAGGUUCAGUAUGUCAUUUCAUCUUGUGGAACCCAUACCUGCAAUUGACAGGUGUUGUGUACUUGUCAAAGACUCAUCCCAUGAUUUUCAAAAUGGUUUAUUGGUGCCAUGAAAACCGUUUUGAUGGCUACUCAUGUAUCAAGUGCAUAAGUUA
This is a messenger RNA of Haliotis rubra (blacklip abalone), 2303 nucleotides long. RefSeq names its product putative ammonium transporter 1. Gene Ontology annotation, molecular function: ammonium channel activity. Gene Ontology annotation, cellular component: membrane. The record is from RefSeq and is a predicted model, not a curated record. The transcript is spliced from 11 exons. Bases 69 to 1613 code for a protein of 514 amino acids. Lineage: Eukaryota; Metazoa; Mollusca; Gastropoda; Lepetellida; Haliotidae. Gene Ontology annotation, biological process: ammonium transmembrane transport; ammonium homeostasis.